This is a messenger RNA of Penicillium longicatenatum, 516 nucleotides long. RefSeq lists its product as uncharacterized. NCBI's taxonomy places the organism in Eukaryota, Fungi, Ascomycota, Eurotiomycetes, Eurotiales, Aspergillaceae. The transcript is spliced from 5 exons. Gene Ontology annotation, biological process: polysaccharide catabolic process. The record is from RefSeq and is a predicted model, not a curated record. The coding region runs from base 1 to 516 and encodes 171 amino acids.
AUGGGCCGCUGUGUUUACGGCGGAAUCUUUGACUCCGAUAACAACAAUGGUCUUGUCGACGAAAAUGGGUUCCGUACCGACGUGAUUGAGUCGAUGAAAGAACUUCAAGUCCCUAUUGAUGGGGUUGGGCCUAAAGAGAUGCACCCGAAGCGGGUGGAGAUCGCAUGGAAAGGCGUUGAGACCAAUCAUUUUGGAACAGACGAAUUCAUGAAGUGGUGCGGUAUUAUCGGGGCAGAGCCUUACUUGGCCUUGAAUAUGGGCACGGGCACGCUUGAAGAAGCAUUGGGCUGGUUGGAAUACUGUAAUCUUGAUACUGAUACCCAUUAUGCCAAUCUUCGAAGGCAAAAUGGACGUCAGAAGCCGUACGGAGUGAAAUACUGGGCACUAGGAAACGAAGUCUGGGGUCCAUGGCAGGUUGAGCAAUCAUCGAAGGAGGAUUAUGCCAAAAAGGCCUACCAGUGGGGCAAAGCUUUGAAACUACUCGACCCAAUGAUCAAGCUUGUUCUCUGUGGUUAA